This is a messenger RNA of Drosophila ananassae, 1153 nucleotides long. It is a transcript of the gene Tengl1, whose product is annotated as endonuclease G, mitochondrial. Lineage: Eukaryota; Metazoa; Arthropoda; Insecta; Diptera; Drosophilidae. The transcript is spliced from 2 exons. Gene Ontology annotation, biological process: apoptotic DNA fragmentation. The record is from RefSeq and is a predicted model, not a curated record. Bases 126 to 1079 code for a protein of 317 amino acids. Gene Ontology annotation, cellular component: nucleus; mitochondrial inner membrane. Gene Ontology annotation, molecular function: metal ion binding; single-stranded DNA endonuclease activity; nucleic acid binding.
GUUACUUUUUGUACACCUUUCACUGAUUUAAUCUGGAAAAUAGACACACAACCUAUUUAUAAAUUAUAACCUAUUCUAAAUCUCCAUAAAUAUAUUUAAACAAUCAAAAUUUUCCUAGUUGAUGGAUGGAUCAAAAGAUGGGGAAGGGCAUCUUGGCAGUUUUGGCAGCCACCGCAGGAUCCUUUUUUGCAUUGGGCGCUUACUACCAGCAUAGCGAAGUAAUGAGGAAUAUCGCGUACUUGGAGCAGAGGAAUCCUCAUGCUUACUUCAUUCGUCGCAAGCUGUAUGAUUUGCUGGGAAUCUUUAGUGUAAAAGCCUCCACCAUGGAGCUAGACGAUUCAAAAGUGGAGCGGAAGCACAAGCUUGGCGGGAUUAUGAAAUAUGGAUUCCCCAGCAUGAACGAGAUCAGUCUGAACGAGACCUUUGACUUUGUCACCUCAUUCGAUCGUCGUAACUCUGCCAUACAGUGGAUGUGUGAACGGGUGGAUGUCGCCAAUCGUCCGCUCUAUGAGGACAGAGUCGCCUUAUCUCCAUGUGGCGCCUUCAGCCAGUCAGAGGCAUCAAGGGUUUUCUUCUUGUCCAACAUUAAGCCCUUCAUGAACCGUGGUUUUAAUCUCAGCGUGUGGGAUCGUUUGUUGCGACACGUCAACGAAAUGAGCCAAAAACAUGGAACCGUGUAUGUCUAUACAGGAUCCAUUUACUUGCCACGGGAAAUGAAGACCGGAAGCUGGUUCCUGGAGUACCAAUCGGAGGAUCGUUUCAUGGUUGCCGUGCCAACGCAUUUCUUCAAGGUUAUCGUUGUGGAUCCAAAGUUCGGUCCCGAUUGCACACCUUAUGCUGAGGCGUAUGUGAUGCCCAAUACGCCUCUAAACGAUAAUGUCGAACUGAAGACCUUACUUAGCGAUAUCCGGGACAUUGAGAACGCCACGGGCUUGCGGUUCUUUGAAGGUCUCGAUCGCAACUUUGUCAAUACCCAGGUGCCCAGCUCAACAGAAACUUCUGCCAACAACUUAGUCAAGACUGCACCAAGCAAUCCAGUGAAUGGUAGUGCCUUACAGUCCCGUUUUCUGGUUCCAUAAAUGUUUAAUUUAGUUUGCCAAAAGAUAUUCGUGAAAUUAAAAAAAUAAUAAAAUUACAAGUUCAAGUACAAAAA